Molecule: messenger RNA, 3168 nt
Organism: Melanotaenia boesemani (Boeseman's rainbowfish)
Lineage: Eukaryota; Metazoa; Chordata; Actinopteri; Atheriniformes; Melanotaeniidae
Gene: ccdc71
Product: coiled-coil domain containing 71
Exons: 2
Coding region: 208-1278 (356 amino acids)
Source: RefSeq, a predicted model, not a curated record
GGCUUGAAGAUUUUCAGCCACUCUUCCCCACCCCCACCCCUCGACGGGGUUAACUAAGCCCGCCUCCCGUCUCUCUCCUCGCCAGCCUCCGCCUCUUCUCACUGGUCUGUCAUCCACACCGCUGUUGUUGCAGCCAUUUUACCGUGGAGCCUCGACACAGCGGCGACCGGAGGAUGCCGAGACAGCACCGCUAAACGGUCUGCAAACAUGGCUGACACACCACAAGGUCCCAUGGUCAGCCGGCCAUUGGUAUUUGCCAAUGAGGAGAUGAGAGCUGUUCACGCUUGGUCUCGGAUCUCGUCGGCAGGUCACAAUGUCCUCCUGGAUGCUCUGAAGAUCCUGAGUCCGAUGUCCAGAGACCUUUCAAGCACUGAGGAGCUUGUGACCUUCCUGCAGGAGCUGAGUGAAGAGGGUCACAAGCCUACUGUGUUGCGCAGCAAGGACGUGUACGCCUACCGGUCCUGCACAAGCCAGCCCUUGACUGAGGACAUGUUAAAGAUGGCCAACAAAAAUGUCAGCAGACCCACCACCAAGAAGAGGAAGAGGAAGCCGCUGGCAAAAAAGAGGGAGGUGCAUCCAUCUUGGAACACCCUUGAAAGGAGCAACCCUAGGAUUCAAGGGGUUCGGCCUCCAGAUAUGUUGGUGGACCAUCGCGCCAUUGUCUGCAGUAGGACACCCUUUCAGACAAUAGAGAUGUCGCAGAUGGAUGUCCAACCAUACCUCAGACUGACCAACAUUGAAGGUCUGUCUGGCUUCCACACAGCCAGACUUCAAAUCCACACCAUCUGUGACUCAUCUGACAUGCCCUCUAUGAACUUCUCACCACAAAAGCACCCUCCAACACUUUCAGGAAUACCCUCUCAGCCUUCUCAAAACGGUGGUGGGGCACCCACCAAAGCCGUGGCCUUGUUCAGCCAGAAGAGCCUGUCCUGUCCAAUCCGACUGGAUGGUGCUCUUAUCGGAGAUUCUGCGCCGGUCUUUUACGCCAAUGGCCGGGUGUUCCCACAGACUCACACAGAGCUUACCAGCAACGGCUGGAGGGGCAACGGCCUCCACCAAGAUGUUGGGGGCUCUAAGGGACUGAGCAACCCUACACAGCAGAGAAAUGGCUGGAAGGACAAGAAAAGUUUCAGGCGAAAAGUGAUAAAGGUUGAUGACUCUCGCUCUGUGGCUGAGGCUUGCAGAAAAGCGCAGAAGAUCCUACAGGUCAACCUUUCUCCAGUGAUUCAGAUCCAACCUCUCAACCAUGUGCUGAGAGACUUCAGAUUCCAGAAGUGACAUCCCCCCUCUUCCCUCUUCCAAAUUCAAUUUCCAUUAGCAAAUGUGGGUGUUUUUAUACGUUAGCCUCCACCUGGGUGUGACUCUGUGCUCAUAGCAGAUGUCUUACAUGCAUUUUUAAGAUUGUUGCUGGGUUUUGAAGAUGGCACAGAAGUUUGUCUCUUUGUGAAACUUCUGAUUCCCGAUGUUAGUCCCCAGGGAUGAAAGGGCAUUUGAAGUCAGGUGGUGCUUUUCCUAGCAGGCUGGGAAAUGGUUAUCAGCCAAAUGCUGGUACAUUUUCACUGUUAAAUGUUUAGUUUAUGCUUUACAGUACUUCAACCAAACAUCACUCUACUUUGAGUUGUCCAGCUGUUCACUGGGACGGAGCAUCCACUGUGGCUGCUGGAAUAAAGGGGAAAUUUUUUCCCUUGAACAAGAUUAAAUGUGUGGGUUUCUGCUGAGUAUUUAAACUAAAGCGCCAUGUGUUGGAAAUUUCAGUAUUUCUUGUAGUGCUAAAAAACUGUGCCGUCUCGUUGCGGCACAACAGUAUCUGCUGGAAAGAAGGAAAAAAUGAAGCUAUUGUUGGUUCAAGACUAACAAAUUUCCGGCAAAAGAACUGAUAUAAACGAAAAGGAGGGAAAGAAUAUUUUGUUAGUCUUCCUUUUUGUAAUUUUAUUUUUCUUUGCACUGGAAAUGAAGAAGCCCUGAGAGUGAGCACAGCAGAUAAAGUUGUGGUAAUCAGUUAUAAAAUUUGGAAGGUUUGGUUGGUCAAAAGAUGCAUUACACACUGUUAGUUGACAGAACAACAGCAGGAAAUUAUGAGUAUAAAAUUAGUCUUUCAAUCUUAAAAGUGAGAAAAUGUGUAAGUUUCAUCAUUUAUGGAUUUCCAAUUUUAUUGAACACUAAUAUUGUGUUUUGAGCCCCUCUGAUGUAAUUUUAACUAAGUCUCAGAAAUCAGAAGUAAUGCAGUUUGACAGUAAGACCGUGCUUCAUGGUCAGCUGAGCAUGAAUAUAAGAGACAUCGUUUUCUGCAUUUUGAAAAUAUCUGAAUUUAUCCCUAAAAUUAGUUUCUUCUUUUUUCCACCUUUUUUUUUUUUUUUUUUUUGCUAAAGGUGCUAACUUUGCAAUGUUGGUGCUGGCAUAAGAAUGUCAUCCAUUUCUAAUUUCUCGUUAAAAUUAGUGCAUUUAAGAGCAGUGACCUCCUGCUAGGGAUUGAGAAUACUGCUGCCCCUUCAGGUUGGGGUGACCACACCGAGCCGCCUUCUGUGCUUUUCAAAGUGUUCAUACUGUGAGGAACCACCUGAAUCUAUUUCCAUGUCAUCGUCUGUGACAAAUUUCUCUGUAUUUCCUGCAACAAAACUACAUUCCACAAGACGUAAAAAAAAAAACGUGAUUUCUGAGUGCUAGCACUUGGAAACAGUAACUGGGCGAAAUUAUUAGACCCAAAGUCUUCUUAGUCUGGAAACUUGACUUGUGUUAGAAUCAUUAAAUAAAGAUAAAAAAAAUCAGAAAAUGCCUAUUUAACUAAACAGGGACGGUCUUAUAAACCAUUAGAAAAGGCAAACUUCAGAAUGAGGCCGAGUUUCAGACACCUGUUAUUUCUAAAUACUUUGGGUCUGCAGUAGAAAGAACCAGUCAGACUUGAUGUGGGAAUGUGAGGUCUGUCCCAUACUAUGUUCACUUCAGAAAUCUUUUCCUGGUUAAAUUGAGAUCACUGGUGAUCACAGAUUUCACAUCUCUUCUGUUGCUGAUGAGUCUAUGCCUGUUUACCCCUCUCCAAUUGGUCUGUUAGCCAUGUUCAUACCCUUUUCUAGAUCGUCUGUUAGUCUUGUUUGUGCAACACUUGUAUAAUAUUGUAUUUCCUACAUGAUCUUUGAAAACAUUUUUGUUCAAUAAAAAAGCUGAAAAGAA